This is a messenger RNA of Musca domestica (house fly), 4942 nucleotides long. RefSeq lists its product as uncharacterized. The transcript has 7 exons. The record is from RefSeq and is a predicted model, not a curated record. The coding region runs from base 82 to 4809 and encodes 1575 amino acids. NCBI's taxonomy places the organism in Eukaryota, Metazoa, Arthropoda, Insecta, Diptera, Muscidae.
AUUCUUAUACCUUUUUUCCUUUUUUUUGGGGAAUUGAAGUGAUCAAAGUGUAGCAUAUAUAGGAUAUAUAGGACAGAAAAAAUGAAAUUAAAUGAACCAUCUAGCCUAGGAAUUGAAGAGGGAGAAAUUGUGGACGAAUAUGAACUUAUUUCCUCGGAUGAAGAGGUUGGCAUGAGGGAGCGAAUUCGAGAAUUGGAGGAGAAAAAUGCUGAAAUUGAAUUCAUAUCGCAGAUUUCAAGAAGUUAUGAUAUUGAACGUGCUGCACGCAUACCCACAGACGUUUCAUCGAUAUCAUCGACAGAAUUUAAGACUCCCAAGAAGAGGAAACGCCACAAAAACAAGGAACACAAAGUGAAAUGUCAUCACCACCGCCAUCACAGUAGCAGCACACAUCAUCGACAUCAUUCUACGCAAAUUGAUAAGAAAUCGUCAAGGUCAAGAAAAACACGUUGUAAACGAAAAGAAAAGCUCUUGCGGAAAAAACAUGCAAAAUAUGCAUAUCGAGAUUAUGGCGAUAAUCUUAAAUUGGGCUUGGUGUCGCCAGAUUCCCUGGGGACGGAUUUAUCUUCUAGCCUAUCGGAUAGUGAAGACUCCCAACGCCUGGAUUCGGGAGCGGAAGACUUUAGAGAUGAUUACCACUAUAGGGAAAAUAUUAGGGAUACACUGCGUUUGGCCGUUUCCAGACAUAGGAAAAAUUCCACACGCCAAACUAAACAUAAAAAUGGUCUAAUGGAAAAACUAAUGCGAAGAGACGAGAUGUUCAGUGAAAAUGUUAAUAGUUUCCAGCCAGAUGAUCAAAAUAUUGAUAUAGUUGAGGAUGCGGACGCAGAUGAAGCUGAUACAGUUGAAAUGUGUCCACCACCACCACCAAAUGAAAAUCUACACAAUGUACCUGAAGAUUCUUGCGAUUCCUUAGAGGAGAGGGAGUUGCGUCUUAUUGCUCUAAAAUCGGCAAUUCUCAAGAAACACAUGGAGCGCAAGAAACGUAAUGCCGAGGCGGCGUACUCUCCCACAGAUUUUGAUGAAAUAAUAAUGCCCGAAGAAAAACUGGAUGAUAUAGAGGUUAUCGAUUUGGAAGAAGACGAUGAUUCACAAAAUGCUUGUGCCACGGUAAGCCCCAUAACUUCCCCGCAGCUAAUGUUACUCGAUGGUCCGGAUGAGAGUUCUCAAAUUGACUGUAAACCAGUCGAUAUGGACAUUGCAAAUAGUGAUAGCGAUGAGGCAAAUGAUAAUUGUUGGGGUGUUGUUCCCAUGACGCAACCGAUGUCUUUUUCUGCAUUCGCCCAGCAAGACAUGGCCAAUCUUUGUGCCUAUGGGAAUGGUGAGUUUUAUAUUGGAGAGUUUCCUGUGAAUACCUCGAAUCCUCCUCCACCUGGUGUGGAUGAUUAUGAAGACAUUAAGCAACCUGACAUUUCAUUUGACAAAUAUCAAGACAGUGAUGGUCAAGAUAUGGAAUUAGAUAAUGAAUUUGAACCCAUCGAAUCAUAUCCCAGUCAAAACCAGAACAUGGAACCAAUUUCUGUGCCAGAAGUGAAGACAGAAUUCCGAGAAGAAGAAGAAGAAGACAGAACUAAGGAAGAUGACCUUCAAGAGGAGGAAGAAGAAAUGGCUUUAAGGGCUCUAUUAUUGGCCAAGUUCCAAUCGCCCAAAAAUCAACAAAAGAAGCCUAACGUUGUCGAGAGAGACACUAGCUCGAAUAUGGAUGUAAAACCAAAAAUUGCAAAACCCACUGAAGCCAUUCUCAAAGAAGCUGUCAAACGUCUACAAAUUCACUCACAACUGGAAUGUCGUCAAGAGUCAGGGUCGCAUGAAGCCCACAUAAAAACUGAACGUGAUAUUUCAAGACCUUUAUCCUGUGAUCCCUUGCACAGAAAGAAUGAUGUCCUUAUUUCGUCACAAGAUAAUUCAAGAGAUUCGGAAUCUCUGGCCUUGGUAACUUUACAAAGAAAGGCAAAACAACUUAAAUGCCACAAUGAAAUAAAGGAAAUAUCAAGUCACAGGGCUGUGGAUGAACGAAGGCAGGAUGAUGUUAUGAGUAAGGAUCGCGAUUUUGAGAGCAGAUAUGGGAUUGGAGUUUAUGGAAAGGAGGAAACGCUUAUGACCCGCAAUGAGUAUGUGGAUGAAAGAGGUUGUGAUUUUGGUCACAAUGAGCAUCAGUUUAAUGGUGUUCCAAAUCAGCAUAAAUAUAGAAGUAAAUUUGAUGAAUUUGCGGAAGAAUUGGACCAUGUUCAAGAGCCACCAGCACAGCCAGAUUCUGCUGAAAUAACUGAAUCAGCAGUAACUUAUGCAAGUAAUGACCAAACCGAAAACAUUCCUGUUAUGGAUAAAGAUAUUAAAAGACGUUUACAAAAACUUAAAGACGAAAUUUUGUCGGCAACAAAAUUGCAGUUGUUGGAUGCUAAUAAAGAAGCGGGCAAUGCGGAAAUGAGUAUCUCAAUAAAAGGAAAUCAGGUAUCUAAGCAUUUAAUAGAUGAAGUGCGAGAAGAGCAUCCAACCAUGGAAAAGGAGGAAACAGAAAAGGCUGUGGUAGUUCAAAAGGAUACUAUUGAUAAACCACCCACUUCUAUGGAAAUUGAGAAACCCGGUGGUGAGGAAAGGGUUACAAAACCUCUUCCGGUUUUGGCCAAUGAUAAUACCAACCAUCCAAGAAAGAAGGAAAUCAGUAAAAAUAAUACUGCUCUCAAAGAAAACAAUGUAAAUAGUGUGAAUAAAAAACCUGUGGAAAAUAUUAGUUCAAAACCUGAGCAGCCGUCGGCGGUCAAAAAAGCUACAAAAACAAUAACAAAAACAAUAAAUUCCAUCAGUGCAAAACAAACAAAAUUGAACCCAUCCAAGGCAGUUGUUAUAAAUAGUAAUACAGUUACGCCAAAUGUCUUACCACAAAUUACAGUUACGGCCACAGUUAAGCCACCAACGCUACCGCCAACCUACUCCGUCUUACGCACCACCAAAAUAGUCAAACCCAAUAAGGUUAUAAAUCGAAAUAUUGAUACCACCAAACGCAAAGUUAUUCUCAUAAAAUCUGAACAAAAUUCUGUCCAGACCAGUCAAGCAACGCCCGCGAAACAAAUCAAAUUGGAGCCAUCUAUCAUUCCUGCCAACAAACCUGCGGAUAAUUCGCGUUUAAUUACAUCCAUGGAACAGGUGAAACAUAUGUGCAAUGUUGCUCAACUAGUUAUAAGUGUCCAGAAUUCAUCGAACGAGUCCAGCGACGAAGAAUGGCCUAAUUGUGAUAGUUUUUACAAACCUUUAAUUGAUUACAAUGAUAAUGCCAGCCCACUGAGUUUAAAUAUGGAGAGUCCCUGUCUAACGCCAAUAAGGUCACGGUCACCAAUUGACAUGGCCCAACAGAAUACGGAAGAAGCGAAAACAACUGGAAAACGUUCUCCUGUUGUAUUGAAAAAACCAGCUGCCCGGACAAUGUCACCAAAAACUCCCAUUACUGGAGUGGACAGUAAAACGAAGACUGAUGGCAAUCUAAAAACUCCUGUGGCUGUAAGACAUUUGCCUCCCGCCGCCCAAGAUGAGUAUCGACAACUGGUCCACCGCAUGAAGUUAUUGGAAAAUCAGAGAAAUAAAAAAGACAACAAAAAAGCAAGUGAAAAUGACACAAACCCCAAUGUAUGCAGUGAUGAUACGACAAAAAUGGAAGAGGAACAAAAUUUACAAAUCGAUAAGAAAUCAAGUCUGGUGAAAAAAGUUCUAUUGAGAAAUGCCAAUAAGCCGCAGCCGGGGACGGUGGUGACUAGCAAUGAAAACCCCCCAAGCAAGGCAACCACAACACCUCACCAUUCUAAAACCCAUAAAACCGAGGUUUUGCGUUCCUAUGAGAAUUUAUAUGCAAAAAUUGGAUCUGGAAUUGUCAAUAAUUUGGAUAAGUCUCUAAAAUUGGUCGAAGAAGCCAGAAAAGCCAAAGUCAAUAAAUUGCAAUUAGAAGAACGCCUUCGAGAGUUAAGAGCCGAAAUGGAUUUGCUACAGACUAAGCACAAGGAAGAAGAACAAAAGAUAUCACGCAUUUAUCCAACAAUAUGUUCGACAAAUGAGGUCAUAACCUCGUUGAAACAAAAACGUAGCAAGGUGUUUAAGGCGGCCAUUGGAUUGGGAAAAACUCUAAAGGGCGAAGAAUAUAGACUGAAUAAUGAUUUAAAACAAAAUAUAAUUAAUAAAACAAAACUAUUGGCGGCUGAAAUUAAAAUAGUAAACUCACUGAAGGCUGAAAACAUAAAGACAUUACUUAAUGAAAAAACGGGAUUAAUGGAAAAGACAGAUGCCCUAAUUGAAGCAGAAGAAGAAGAAGAAAAUAAAGACGAAAAGAAAACACCUCCUUCCGAUGAGGACACCUCAAAGAAACCCUCAACACCUGCCAUAAAUAAAACUGAAAUCAAUGUUGACACAAGAAUUGAUGCCUCCAAAAUACUUGGCGGUUCCACAGAAUUUCAGGAUACGGCUAAUGCUGCUGUUGCUGUCGAUGAUGCUGUUGCCGGCGGACCGCCAAACAAUAAUUGUGAUACAAAUUCCAUUAGUGAAUAUGAAACCUUUUGCAGUGAUAAACCAGCCAGCGCCAAUCAAGAUGAGGAGCCAGCGAACAAAAAAGAUGAAGACGAGGAAGAAGAUACCGGGAAAUCGUUGCCAUCGUAUAUAUCACCAUUGGACCACAUACGCUGUAGCAAUGAAGGUACUUUGGAUCCGAAUGGCGUUGUGUGUCCCUAUGAUCUCAUGGGUAAUUGUGAGGACGUUAAUUGUAAAUAUGUACAUAUAUCCUCGAAGGAUAACAAACAGCCAGAAAAGCAAAUAGUAACAACCUCCUGAAUGUGGUCGUGUCUUCAAUGUGUGAUGGCCUGGGGAAUUGUUUUGGGUAAGUUCUUACAAUAACCUUAAACACCUUAGCCUCUAACGUGUAAGCAUUUAACAUGAAACAAAAAAAAAAAAAAAAGAAAAUAAA